This is a messenger RNA of Erythranthe guttata (spotted monkey flower), 1405 nucleotides long. Lineage: Eukaryota; Viridiplantae; Streptophyta; Magnoliopsida; Lamiales; Phrymaceae. The record is from RefSeq and is a predicted model, not a curated record.
GCUACCUGCAGUAAAGUAAACCCUCGUAGUUCCGGAUCCAAAUUCAACAGUGUCAAUAAAGAAGUCUGAUAUUACUGAAAAUCCAAAAUCCAUGGGCGACUAAGAUCUGAGUCCUCCGUCUUCUUCAUUUCAUUUCUUUGAUUAUCGAGAUUUACAAUGGCUUCCAUAAACUAUUAUUUCCUACUCGCGAUUAUACUUUUCCACAGUUAUCGACUCGCGAUUGCUGAUUCUUCUAUUCAAGGAUGUGGUGGAUUCGUUGAGGCGAGUUCAGCUUUGAUAAAAUCGAGGAAGCCAACGGAUGCGAAAUUGGAUUAUUCUCACGUUACGGUUGAACUACGGACGUUGGAUGGGUUGGUUAAGGACCGGACACAAUGUGCUCCUAAUGGUUACUACUUCAUUCCAGUUUACGACAAGGGUUCUUAUGUAAUCAAAAUCAAGGGACCCGAGGGAUGGACAUGUGCCCCCGAACAGGUUCCUGUUGUUGUUGAUCAUGCUGGUUGCAAUGCCAAUGAAGAUAUAAAUUUUCGAUUUACUGGGUUCACGUUGUCCGGAAGAGUCGUGGGAGCAGUUUCUGGGGAUAGCUGUCCAAUUAAAAAUGGCGGUCCAUCAAAUGUGAAUGUCGAGCUUAUGUCUCCCGGUGGGGAUGUUGUCUCUUCAAUCUCAACUACAUCAACCGGAACUUACUCAUUCAAAAACAUUAUUCCAGGAAAGUAUAAAAUUGGUGCUUCACGUCCUGAUUUAAAUAUCGAGACCAAGGGUUCUGUAGAGGUGGAAUUAGGUUUUGAUAACAGUGUGGUGGAUGAUAUUUUCUUCGUAUCCGGAUAUGAUAUUCGUGGUUAUGUGGUUGCCCAGGGAAAUCCCAUAUUGGGAGUUCAUUUUUACCUAUACUCGGAUGAUGUCUCGGAAGUAAAUUGCCCGCAUGAUUCUGGUAAUGCACCUGGUCUUGGGAGAGCUCUUUGUCAUGCUGUAUCUGAUGCUGAUGGGAUGUUCAAAUUCACAUCAAUACCAUGUGGUAUCUACAAGUUGAUACCUUUCUACAAGGGCGAGAAUACAGUUUUUGAUGUUUCACCUCCUUCAAUGCUGGUCUCUGUUCAGCACGAUCAUGCUAUAGUCCCUCAAAGGUUUCAGGUAACUGGGUUUUCUGUUGGAGGUCGUGUUGUUGAUGGUAAUGGCAUUGGGGUGGAUGCUGCAAAAAUCAUAGUGGAUGGCCAUGAAAGAUCAAUAACUGAUAAAGAAGGAUAUUACAAACUUGAUCAGGUUACAUCACAAAGAUACAGUAUUGAAGCCAAGAAGAAGCACUACAAGUUUGAAACACUAAAUGACUUUUUGGUUUUACCAAACAUGGUUUCAAUUGUUGAUAUCAAAGCUGUAUCAUAUGAUUUAUGCGGCACGGCACAGACAGUUA